AUGACUCCAUUGAAAGAUGUGUCUAAUGCAAAGCCUGUUGAUUUAUUGAAUGAACCCAUGGAUACAGACAAAUUUGUCUGUCAAGUCAUAACUGAAGAAAUAGGUAUUCAGUGUGAACUAGGUGAAGAAGUGUACCACAAGUAUUCAAUGCUUUUUGAGAAUGAUUCUGAUAGUACAUCAAUUCAUUCUUCCGAGUUAACUUUUCCUAGCAGUGACACUGAGAAGCAAAGUAUCAGUGAAACCAGUGAAAAAAACGAUGACUGCAUAAACGACUGUAGAAGUGAUGAAGAAAUUAUGGAGAACAGUGAUAUAAAAUCAUUUUCAACGAAAUUUGAGUAUGUGUUGGUGCAAACUAAAGCUCUAAUGACUCUUUUUACAUUUUGUGCUAUCUGUAAGUCCCCAAUUACAGACAUUAAACGGUUUACGAAAGGCGCUGUAUUACAUAUCAAGUAUAAAUGCCAUAGUGGACAUUGUCAGAAAUUGUCCUCCUUUGAAAACCCAGAAAAAUGUCCAGUUUAUUUAUCUGGGGCAAUUUUGCUUAACGGUUUGAACUUUCUUCCAGUCUUUAACUUUGCAAAAACGUUGAAACUAUUAUUUAUAUCUAGCAAGACGUACUAUAAAACCGUAAGAACCAAAGUUUCACCUGUAAUUAACAAGUUUUGGUUAGGGUAUAAAAACUCUCUCUACCAAGAGGCAAAUACUGAAAAGGAGUUGUGGAUAUCCGGUGACGGACAGUAUGAUUCUCCUGGAUUUUCCGCAAAAUAUGUUACAUAUUCUCUAAUGAAUGUGAAAACCGAAAAAAUAUUAAAUUUUGAAAUAUUGCAAAGGGGUAUGAUCGAAGGUGAUUUAGAAAAGGCUGCUUGUGAGAAAGCUCUAGCUGAAAUAACCGAUAAAUUGAAAGUAAAGCUUUUUUUAUCAGAUAGACAUAGGGGAGUCGGUGUUUUAUUGAGAAACAAAUAUCCAUAUAUACAACACGAAUACGUUUGGCAUCUUUCCAAAAGCCUCCAAAAGAAAUUGGGUAAAGCCGAAAAAAAGUCAAAAUUGUUAAGCGAGUGGAACCGGGCUAUAACCAACCAUUUAUGGUGUUCUUCAGAAACUUGCAAAGGAAACUCAGAAGUUGUUGUUGAGAAGUUUACUUCACUUUUGAAACAUAUUUGUAAUAUUCACGAAUGGACAGAUGAAAAUGGGAAGAAAAAAGGCUGUGAACACCGGCAAAUACUAGAUAAGGAAGCUCAGGAAAUAAAAUGGAUUCGCUUCGGUUCUACCGAUUAUCAAAUACUGCAAACAGAAAUUAUGAAUAAAAUGUUUUUAAAUGAUUUAAAACAUAGAAAAAAUUACUGUCACACGAGCAGCUUGGAAAGCUACCAUAAUAUUCGUCUAAAGUAUGUACCCAAAAGAGUUCAUUUUUCUUACAAUGGUAUGUACAUACGUUCAAUUCUAGCCAUACUGGAUCACAAUUUUAAUGUUGGAAGAGAGGUUGUUGGUGGGGAUGUACAGUUUCCGAAAUCGUCAAAGAGAUGGCAUUUUAAAAAUAAAUACCAAAAAAAAACUUAUUUCUGGAAAGCUGAUCUUCUACAGAAAAUACUGAACUAUGACUCCAAAACUGGGAAGUUACCCGAAGUUAUAUUUAAAGUACCCAAAAACAGUUACAAAGUCGAAAAGCCCAGUUUCAGUGCAGCUAAAGAUAAACAUGUUUCGAGGUUUACUACAAAAGGAAAAUAA
Ceutorhynchus assimilis (cabbage seed weevil) is the source of this 1722-nucleotide messenger RNA. NCBI's taxonomy places the organism in Eukaryota, Metazoa, Arthropoda, Insecta, Coleoptera, Curculionidae. The record is from the annotation of a GenBank genome assembly.